Fomitiporia mediterranea MF3/22 is the source of this 342-nucleotide messenger RNA. Its product is annotated as fungal hydrophobin. Gene Ontology annotation, molecular function: structural constituent of cell wall. The record is from RefSeq and is a predicted model, not a curated record. Lineage: Eukaryota; Fungi; Basidiomycota; Agaricomycetes; Hymenochaetales; Hymenochaetaceae. The transcript has 3 exons. Bases 1 to 342 code for a protein of 113 amino acids. Gene Ontology annotation, cellular component: fungal-type cell wall.
AUGCCGGGAGGCGAACCGACGACGAAGCCUGCUACUACCUCCACAGUAACCGUGACCGCGCCGGCUUCGACUUCGACUCAGCCAGCGAGCCAGUGUAACACGGGUGAUCUUCAAUGCUGCAACUCCGUCCAGAGUUCGGAUAGCAGCGGCCUUGCAGGCCUCCUUAGUCUCUUGGGUGUUGUCCUCCAGGGUGUUGCUGUCCCUGUUGGCUUGACCUGUGACCCCAUCUCUGUCAUUGGCCUUGGCAGUAAUAGCUGCUCUGCACAGCCUGUUUGCUGCUCGAACAACAACUUCAACGGUGUCAUUGCCCUUGGCUGUACACCAGUCAACCUCAACCUUUAA